AUGGCGACACUACUACAAGUGCAAGAUGGUGAUCAGACAGACCACCCAGUCACUGACGAGCAGAAAGAGGGUAGCUCGACUCUCUCAAGCCCCGAUCCCUUCGCACGGACUGCUGACAGGCCGGGAGAGGUGAUUCCACCUCAAAAGUCUGAAACACCCAUAGAGUCUCACGCAUCCCUCCGGGCGAGAAUGGUGCUCUCGACGGUUAUUGCCCUCAUAACAUGCCCGGCCAUGCUGGCAACAGCGGAAGCAAUACGGCAGGGGCAGGCAAAGGAUAGGCGAGAAGAACACCGUGCCCGACGAUGCAACCUGGUCGCGACAUGCGUGAAGGCGUCGAGCAGAAGUCAAGAGAUUGAUGGUCGACGGAUCAUUUUGCGGGAUCAGAAACUCUAUGUCGACAACCCAUCCACGAAGCCGAGUGGUAUUGGUACUGAUGAUGAGAUUAAUGUCGACGACGGCGACUGCGAACGAGAAAACGCAGACAAGAAACCAUGCCACCACCCCUUUUCUGGAUACUUCCUCCCAUAUCCUGAAACAACGUACGAAGGCCUCGUCUCGACAAUCUCUGACAUCCCGCCCAUGUUGAACUGGAUCUAUGUGGACAAAGACACCUACGAGGUCAAAUACGGGAUCCGGGUAGAUGCCCAGCCCCACGUAACAGGGCCGUGGGAUUGUACAAGGCAAGACCGUCGAGUGACUCUGGAAGGAUGGGAAGGUUUUGUGGUCGUGGAAGAAGAGCCUGGAUUGUGGGCUCUAUAUUUUGAUCGUGAAGAUGAUGGCCUGCGAGCAAAGGUUCCCCAGGGAAAAAGGGUAUUGGAAGUCGAAUUGUGGAGGAGGGAGAAGCGGUGGAAAAAGGACCCAGGCCUGCGGCAGCUGGAGCAGGCGAAACAAAACACUUGA
Messenger RNA from Fonsecaea erecta, 900 nucleotides. RefSeq lists its product as hypothetical. The record is from RefSeq and is a predicted model, not a curated record. The transcript is spliced from 2 exons. The coding region runs from base 1 to 900 and encodes 299 amino acids. NCBI's taxonomy places the organism in Eukaryota, Fungi, Ascomycota, Eurotiomycetes, Chaetothyriales, Herpotrichiellaceae.